AAUCAAGAAGGGUCUUCUCACAGUGGCUAGGUCUUCUGGAGAAGCUACAUGUUAUUAGGCUCCUUCCUGAGCCCCCAUUUUGACAGUGGAAGGCCUUUUACUGGGUUGCUGAUCACAUGCCAAGCUACCUCUCUAUCCUCAGGCGUGUCUUCUCUCAGCUGCAAAGAAAAAAUGGCAGGAUGGGAUUUACUUAAAAUAUUGCUUGAUGAAGUCCAGGAACAUUCAACCCUCAUUGGAAAGGUCUGGUUGACUGUGCUCUUCAUUUUUAGAAUUCUAAUCCUCAGCUUGGCAGGAGAGUCCGUUUGGGGAGAUGAACAGUCUGAUUUCAUCUGCAAUACAGAACAGCCAGGAUGUACCAAUGUCUGUUAUGAUAAGGCUUUUCCUAUCUCACAUGUAAGGUAUUGGGUUCUGCAGUUCCUUUUUGUCAGCACCCCAACAUUGAUUUACCUUGGCCAUGUGAUUUACUUGUCUAGGAGAGAGGAGAAACUGAAACUCCAGAACAAUGAAACAAAGACCAAUAAAGCCACAGAAUCAAACAUUAAGGACAGUAAAACUGAAUCUCCUAUCAAGAAGGUUAAGAUUCAAGGAGCGUUAAUGUGUACCUACACCACCAGUGUUGUCUUCAAAAGCAUCUUCGAAGGUGGAUUUGUUUUUGGUCAGUGGUACCUCUAUGGUUUUGUGAUGCCUCCAGUUUUUGUGUGUACUAGGACACCUUGUCCUCACAAGGUGGACUGUUUUGUCUCUCGACCUAUGGAAAAAACGAUUUUCAUCAUAUUUAUGCUGGUGGUGUCCCUUAUCUCGUUGCUUUUGAAUCUGCUGGAACUCAUUCACCUUGGCUGCAAACAGUUUAAUAAAACUGUUAAUAUUAAAGUUCCUUGCCAUCCUACCAAGGGCUACACAAAUGCAUACCCAAUCAAUCUUCUACAUCCACAUCAAUCUUACCCCAAUCCAACACCAAGUGACCAAGAAACAGAGCUACCAGUUUACAAGCCAAACUCUGAAAGUAGCAACUGGCCUAGUAUUAACACUGAAGAGCAGGUGAACUGUCUAGAUAAAACCAAGGCAUCAUCUGAAUGCUGGUCCCAAAGUGGAUCAUCUGUGGUAGUUACUAAUACCCCUAGUUCAAAUGCCAACCUGGCUUCCAAUUCAAGCAGCUGCCAGACAUCUAGCAAACAACAGUAUGUAUAGUUAUUUGCCAGGUGGAGACUGUGAACUGGUGUAGGGGUUGCUUCACAGGGUGAGCACAUGAAUGUUUUGGUCUUUUCAGUUGACCAAUCCUUAUACCUCAGAUUAUAUUUUUCGAUCACAUUAUAUAAGCAAAAAUAUGAAAAAAUAAAUAAAAAAUGUCACUAUUUCCUACA
Molecule: messenger RNA, 1361 nt
Organism: Rana temporaria (common frog)
Lineage: Eukaryota; Metazoa; Chordata; Amphibia; Anura; Ranidae
Product: gap junction alpha-2 protein-like
Exons: 2
Coding region: 49-1188 (379 amino acids)
Biological process (GO): cell communication
Cellular component (GO): connexin complex
Source: RefSeq, a predicted model, not a curated record